CUAACCUAGUGCGUAUGAUAGCCCGAGUACGUCGUAACGCCCCUCCAAUGGGCCAGAAACAUCACCGAUGCUGCAAAGACCGUUCCUCAUUGCUAGGGCACCUUACUAAUCAAGAAACCUAUGAAGUACAUUACCGUACCGCUCGCUCCUAAGGUACAGAAGGGAAAAUAUCUUCCAUCCUCAACUUGCGUUCGCGUCUUUCUCCUUUAUUAUAUUCACCGUCGUUACUGCAACGAAUUCCAAGUUGUCCCAACGCCAAUGUAGCGGGAAGCAAAGAAGGGCUGGAGCUCUGCUUCAGCUCGCCUUGACGAUCACCAGACACGACGAAUACAUCAUCAGGCAAUGGGUUCCCUGAACAUCUUCCUUGUCCGUCAUGGAGAAUCGGUAGACAACGUCGCCGGCAUAUAUGCAGGCAUCCGGGACUCCCCGCUCACCGCCCACGGUGUCCUCCAAACCCGCCGUCUAGCCUCCCAUCUCGCGACCCUCACUCCCCGCCCCGCCUGGAGGGUCACGCACAUCUUCACCUCGACGCUGCAACGCGCAAUCCGCACCGCCGAAGCCAUACGGGACGCCCAGUCCGAGCGCUCCACGAGUGAGCCGCCGGUUCCCGAUAUCGAGAUCAGACAGCUGCCCGACCUGCGCGAACGGGAUUUCGGAUCCGACGAGGGCAAGAAGUUUGGCCGACUCGCUCGUGCAAGCGAUGCGGAAACCCAUGCCUCACUCCGCGAGCGAGCGGAACGGUUUCUGAAUGAACAUCUUGCGCCGAUCCUCUCCGCUGCUGCUUCUGCUACGUCGUGCGCCACAGCGAGCUCAGAGGGAACAUCGGCAGGGGGAGGAAAAGAGGGAGAAGAACAUGAACCACAAGCGGUUUUCGUCGUCGCGCAUGGACUAAUCCUCGCGUCCUUCCUCCGGGUCUUGCUGAGCCCGGGGCUCUUCGUCCUACCAGCUGGGACUGCAGUCCCUGUCGAUGUCUCUCCCGCGUGGAGCAAUACGGGGUACACCCAGCUCGUUCUCAGCUCGGUAGCAUCGUCUGAGGGGGACGCAGAUAUGCCGCCUGACGGACCCGAGAGUAGCAGUCGUUGUCGUACCCGACCUCGCUGGUCGCGCCUACGCUUGGAUGUCGCCUGCGUGAACAACACCCACCACCUCGCUGGCCUGAAGAAGACGAGAGGCGGCAUAGGUAGCGCGCGCUUUGACGACAAGCAAAAGACCCUCACGUCCUUUUUUGGGCCUGCGUCGUCUUCGUCUUCGUCUAGGAAGAGGAAGGCAGUGGAUGAACUUGAGAAAUGGUAUGUCCAUCCCUGGAGCACGCAUGACGGCUCUUGUUCUUUUUUUUUCCCCCUUCCCUUCGAAGCAAUGGCCCGUCAUGAUGAGAGACCAAAAUUCACAGACCUGUACUGAACUACAAUGUGGAAACAACUUUGUUCAAUCACAGUCUGAUACGAGCAUAUCCCAUUUUCCCUGUCGGCAUGUUCAUUCGGCUUCUCAAAGUAACAAUCAUGGCUGACUUGGUGUAGACCAUAGGCAGAAAUAUCAAUUCUAGUCUAGGCAUCCAUAGACUGACUGGCUG
This is a messenger RNA of Sodiomyces alkalinus F11, 1570 nucleotides long. RefSeq names its product phosphoglycerate mutase-like protein. Gene Ontology annotation, molecular function: fructose-2,6-bisphosphate 2-phosphatase activity. The transcript has 3 exons. Lineage: Eukaryota; Fungi; Ascomycota; Sordariomycetes; Glomerellales; Plectosphaerellaceae. Gene Ontology annotation, biological process: negative regulation of programmed cell death; fructose 1,6-bisphosphate metabolic process; fructose 2,6-bisphosphate metabolic process. Bases 343 to 1401 code for a protein of 352 amino acids. Gene Ontology annotation, cellular component: cytosol. The record is from RefSeq and is a predicted model, not a curated record.